UGCGUCACAUGACCGGCUUUAAGCAACAUGGCGGCUGCCGUGGUGCAGCGCCCGGGCUGAGCGACAGCAAGUGCAGCGGGCUCCUACCCCGGGUGAGGGGUGGCCUCCGCGUGGGAUCGUGCCCUCUUCAGCCCGCUCCUGUCCUCGACAUCACGUGUAUUCCGCACGUCCGCUCCGCGCUGUGCGUCUACUGAGACGGGGAGGCGUGACAGGGCCCGGGUCCCUUCUCAGUCGUGCUCUGUGCUUCGGGGCAAGCUCCCCGUCUCCGGGCGCACUUCCCUCGCCUGGGUUCGGUCCAUCCUCCUUUCUCCAGCCUCCUCCCCUCGUAGGUGGGAUCGUCGGUGGGACCGGAGCGCGGGCGGGCGCGGCCCCCCGGGACCAUGGCCGGGUCCGACACCGCGCCCUUCCUCAGCCAGGCGGAUGACCCGGACGACGGGCCAGUGCCUGGCACCCCAGGGUUGCCAGGGUCCACGGGGAACCCGAAGUCCGAGGAGCCUGAGGUCCCGGACCAGGAGGGGCUGCAGCGCAUCACCGGCUUGUCUCCCGGCCGUUCGGCUCUCAUAGUGGCGGUGCUGUGCUACAUCAAUCUCCUGAACUACAUGGACCGCUUCACCGUGGCUGGCGUCCUUCCCGACAUCGAGCAGUUCUUCAACAUCGGGGACAGUAGCUCUGGGCUCAUCCAGACCGUGUUCAUCUCCAGUUACAUGGUGUUGGCACCUGUGUUUGGCUACCUGGGUGACAGGUACAAUCGGAAGUAUCUCAUGUGCGGGGGCAUUGCCUUCUGGUCCCUGGUGACACUGGGGUCAUCCUUCAUCCCCGGAGAGCAUUUCUGGCUGCUCCUCCUGACCCGGGGCCUGGUGGGGGUCGGGGAGGCCAGUUAUUCCACCAUUGCGCCCACUCUCAUUGCCGACCUCUUUGUGGCCGACCAGCGGAGCCGGAUGCUCAGCAUCUUCUACUUUGCCAUUCCGGUGGGCAGUGGUCUGGGCUACAUUGCAGGCUCCAAAGUGAAGGAUAUGGCUGGAGACUGGCACUGGGCUCUGAGGGUGACACCAGGUCUAGGAGUGGUGGCCGUUCUGCUGCUGUUCCUGGUAGUGCGGGAGCCGCCAAGGGGAGCCGUGGAGCGCCACUCAGAUUUGCCACCCCUGAACCCCACGUCGUGGUGGGCAGAUCUGAGGGCUCUGGCAAGAAAUCCUAGUUUCGUCCUGUCUUCCCUGGGCUUCACUGCUGUGGCCUUUGUCACGGGCUCCCUGGCUCUGUGGGCUCCGGCAUUCCUGCUGCGUUCCCGCGUGGUCCUCGGGGAGACCCCACCCUGCCUUCCCGGAGACUCCUGCUCUUCCUCUGACAGUCUCAUCUUUGGACUCAUCACCUGCCUGACUGGAGUCCUGGGUGUGGGCCUGGGCGUGGAGAUCAGCCGCCGGCUCCGCCACUCCAACCCCCGGGCUGAUCCCCUGGUCUGUGCCGCUGGCCUCCUGGGCUCUGCACCCUUCCUCUUCCUGUCCCUUGCCUGCGCCCGUGGUAGCAUCGUGGCCACUUAUAUUUUCAUCUUCAUUGGAGAGACCCUCCUGUCCAUGAACUGGGCCAUCGUGGCUGACAUUCUGCUGUACGUGGUGAUCCCUACCCGACGCUCCACCGCCGAGGCCUUCCAGAUCGUGCUGUCCCACCUGCUGGGCGACGCUGGGAGCCCCUACCUCAUUGGCCUGAUCUCUGACCGCCUGCGCCGGAACUGGCCCCCCUCCUUCUUGUCCGAGUUCCGGGCUCUGCAGUUCUCGCUCAUGCUCUGCGCGUUUGUCGGGGCACUGGGCGGCGCAGCCUUCCUGGGCACCGCCAUCUUCAUUGAGGGCGACCGCCGACGGGCGCAGCUGCAUGUGCAGGGCCUGCUGCACGAAGCAGGGCCCACAGACGACCGGAUUGUGGUGCCCCAGCGGGGCCGCUCCACCCGCGUGCCCGUGGCCAGCGUGCUCAUCUGAGAGGCCACUGCUCACCUGCCUGCACAUCUGCUACAGCUGGCCCUGGGCCCACCCCACGAAGGGCCUGGGCCUAACCCCUUGGCCUGGCCCAGCUUCCAGAGGGACCCUGGGCCGUGUCCCAGCUCCCAGACACUACAUGGGUAGCUCAGGGGAGGAAGUGGGGGUCCAGGAGCGGGAUCCCUCUCCACAGGGGCAGCCGCAAGGGCUCGGUGCUAUUUGUAACGGAAUAAAAUUUGUAGCCAGACCCCA
Messenger RNA from Nomascus leucogenys (northern white-cheeked gibbon), 2216 nucleotides. It is a transcript of the gene SPNS1, whose product is annotated as SPNS lysolipid transporter 1, lysophospholipid. NCBI's taxonomy places the organism in Eukaryota, Metazoa, Chordata, Mammalia, Primates, Hylobatidae. Gene Ontology annotation, biological process: transmembrane transport. The record is from RefSeq and is a predicted model, not a curated record. Gene Ontology annotation, cellular component: membrane. Gene Ontology annotation, molecular function: transmembrane transporter activity.